Lycium ferocissimum is the source of this 1954-nucleotide messenger RNA. RefSeq names its product glucan endo-1,3-beta-glucosidase 2-like. The coding region runs from base 161 to 1660 and encodes 499 amino acids. Gene Ontology annotation, cellular component: plasma membrane. NCBI's taxonomy places the organism in Eukaryota, Viridiplantae, Streptophyta, Magnoliopsida, Solanales, Solanaceae. Gene Ontology annotation, biological process: carbohydrate metabolic process. The transcript has 4 exons. Gene Ontology annotation, molecular function: hydrolase activity, hydrolyzing O-glycosyl compounds. The record is from RefSeq and is a predicted model, not a curated record.
CCACUCUUCUUUUUUUUCUCUCCUGAGAUUCUGUUUUUCAUUUCAAUAUUCUCUUUUUUCCACUAUAUACACUUUAUUUCUUGCUCUUCCCUUUGUUCAAAGUUAGCAUCUUUUUUCUUUGUUUCUCUCUAAUCUUUUCAUUUUUCUCAAGUGGGGUUUAAUGGAAACUAACAACGCUUUGGUUUUCUUGCUAUUUUUAGCAGUUUCUUCAGUAUUUGCUGAUGAAGAUGUCUUUAUCGGAGUAAACAUUGGAACGGAGCUCUCAGACAUGCCACACCCAACUCAAGUCGUUGCACUUCUUAAAGCCCAGCAAAUUCGUCAUGUUCGUCUCUUCAAUGCAGAUCGCGGCAUGCUCCUUGCCCUUGCAAAUACAGGCAUCAAAGUUGCCGUUACCGUGCCCAACGAACAGCUCCUCGGUGUCGGCCAAUCAAAUUCCACUGCUGCUAAUUGGGUUGCCCAAAAUGUCGUCUCACAUUAUCCGGCUACCAACAUCACAACCAUAUGUGUCGGUUCUGAGGUUCUAUCAGCCCUUCCGAAUGCUGCACCUAUCCUCGUUAAUGCCCUUAAAUUUGUUCAUUCAGCCCUCGUGGCAUCAAACCUGGACAGGCAAAUAAAAGUUUCAACACCUCUAGCUUCUUCCAUCAUCCUCGACUCGUUCCCCCCGUCUCAAGCCUUUUUCAACCACACCGUGAAACCAGUAUUACUACCGCUCCUCAAAUUCCUUCAAUCCACUAAUUCAUUUUUCAUGCUAAAUGUCUAUCCUUAUUAUGAUUACAUGCAAUCCAACGGUGUUAUUCCGCUGGAUUAUGCUCUUUUCAAGCCCCUAGCCGCGAAUAAAGAAGCUGUCGACUCCAACACGCUUUUGCAUUAUACUAACGUCUUUGAUGCGAUGAUUGACGCUGCUUACUUUGCAAUGCUUGAUGUCAAUUUCACCAAUAUCCCCGUUAUGGUGACCGAGUCAGGCUGGCCUUCAUUGGGCGACUCAAAAGAACCUGAUGCUACUGUAGACAAUGCCAACACUUACAACAGCAAUCUGAUAAAGCACGUGUUGAACAAAACCGGAACUCCUAAACAUCCCGGUAUGGCUGUUAGUACUUACAUCUACGAGCUGUACAACGAAGACAACAAGGCGGGCCCUUUGUCGGAGAAGAAUUGGGGAUUGUUUAAUAAUAAUGGCACGCCAGUUUAUAUUCUACGGUUGACUGAGUCAGGGUCUAUGUUUGCAAAUGAUACUUCAAACAAUACUUACUGUGCUGCAAAAGAAGGGGUGGAUUCUAAAAUGCUACAGGCUGCUUUGGAUUGGGCUUGCGGGCCUGGUAAGGUAGAUUGUGCACCGUUGUUGCAAGGGGAACCAUGUUAUGAACCAGAUAAUGUGGCUGCACAUGCGACCUUUGCUUUUGAUGCUUACUAUCACAUGAUGGGUAGGGCUCCGGGGACUUGUGACUUCAAUGGGGUGGCUACAAUCACCACAACUAAUCCAAGUCAUGGUUCUUGCGUAUUUUCAAGUCUUGGCAGAAACGGGACUUUCCUAAAUGGCACAGCUCCAGCUAUGGAUUCCACGAGUUCAUCAGCGUAUCCGGCCCAGUAUUUGAAUAAUAACUCCUUUUCAACAACACUGAUGAUUCUGGGAAUUCUUGGAUUGAGCGUGAUUCUUUUGUAGCCCGGUCUCUGGAUGUACUUCUUCAUCAUUUACCGGCUAUAGUGCCAUGGCACAAGGUGCAACCUGCACAUUUUUCUUUUUAAGAAACGAGACUAAGUUAUUGUGGAUCCCCGUUACCUUUUUGGAAAAAAGGAAGUAGGUUACUGAUCUUCAGAAGCCGCAUAAUUUUGUACAAAUCCAUGGGAGAGCCUGUUUCUUUGGUAGUGUAGUGAAUUCAACAUUGAACCACUUUACAAAUUCUUUGUAGUUCUAUUGGUUUCCUUGUGAUUGUUGGAAUGCCAAUAUUCUUAUUCA